This is a messenger RNA of Myxocyprinus asiaticus (Chinese sucker), 6957 nucleotides long. RefSeq names its product FYVE, RhoGEF and PH domain-containing protein 5-like. Gene Ontology annotation, molecular function: metal ion binding; guanyl-nucleotide exchange factor activity. The transcript is spliced from 21 exons. The record is from RefSeq and is a predicted model, not a curated record. Lineage: Eukaryota; Metazoa; Chordata; Actinopteri; Cypriniformes; Catostomidae. Gene Ontology annotation, cellular component: cytoplasm. Bases 320 to 4849 code for a protein of 1509 amino acids.
GAAGCGCGCGGACCUAAAGGGACCUGCUGCACCAGUCGCUAAUAAAACUGUUUUGUUUGUUUGUUUCUUCUUGGCACUCUGUCGAAUAACUGAUGCAGUCUAUAUGGUUUAUUUCCCAGUGUUUAUGACAAAUGCAACUGGAGUAAGUUCGCGGAUUCUUUGGAUAUAUACUGUUGCUUUGGCGGAAUAUAUCAAGGAAUAAUGUGGAAGUAUUUCAGAUGCCAUGGUGGAUGACAUCCGACAAUGAACACAGAUUUUUAGAAGCAACUUCAAACUUCUCAACCAAAGUCAAAGUCAUUUGACAAUAGCUGUGUCCCUGAUGUCAAGGCCUUAUUUCUCUACCCGAGGUCUUAAACCUCCCGUGGCACCUAAACCAAGGCUAGCUGCUGAGGUGAGCCAAAGCAUUGUGAGUAAUGGACACAUAACGUCCUCUGAUAGACUUGAACUGGAGCAGGACAAUGAAUCAGAGGUCUCACAGGAUGAAGCCGAUGCAUCCAGAGAAAACUGUACAGAUGAUUACGAGAAGAAGGACACUGAGAAAAAGUUCAAGAUAACCAAUCAUGACAUUAUUUGUUAUAAUGAAAUAGAGGAAGAAUUACAGAUGGUAGUGGAUGAAACAAUGGGAGAGGAGGAAGUUAAAGAUGAUGCCACUGCCUCUUUGAAUUUGGUUGAGGUGGGUGAUGUAAUCCUUGAUUCAGCAGAUGAGGACCUCAUUAAAAACACUGAUGAUAUCAGCCCAUCAGAGAAUACAGAAAAUGCUAAUGAUGUACUUGAGGACACAUGUGCAUGUUCGAAGAGUGAGACACAUACUAAAAAACAGCCUGCAGGUAAAUCGGCAGAGAACAAAGACCCUCAAAGCCCAUAUGCAGAGACUGAGGAACCACCAUCAGUCAAUUGUGAGGAUUCUACAGUGUGCCUCACUUAUUACACAGAACAGCCUUAUUACAGUAAGAGGGAGUCCAUCCCUUGUGAGCAUUCUAUUGAUUGUGACAGUGAUCAGUAUGAAGAGGACACUAGUGCAAAGUGUGUACAUCAUGAGGCAGAAGAGGAUCUGACCUAUAAUGAAACUGGACUUUCUUCAAAGGCUACAAACUGUAGUCAACCCUCACUAUGUGAGGAAUAUCCUUACAAUGUCAUUGGCACACUGGAUGAAAACAAUACUUGGCAGGCUGAACGUGCUACCAAAGACCCAUCUGGACGGUUCAGGUUUGCAGAGGAGACAGAAAAUGCAUUUCAGCCCUACUCUGUAAUAGAGGUUCUACCAGGUGAUUUGAUGUGUACCUCUGACCCAGAAGCAAGGUGCACCAAUGAGUCCAGCAAUGAGAAACCAAUGGACUCUAAGAACACAACAGAAGAGACAUCAAACCAAGAUCCUUACUACAUAUCGUCAAAUGAUGUGGCAGAGUUAGAGGAGGAGCAAGCUAAAUUAGAAAAUGGUAUCUCUCAGUCAACAAAGCCUUCUAAGCAGGAGGGUAAAGAGAUGGGACAAAGCGAGGCAGUGGAUGACUAUGCUGAUAUUGAAGAGCAGUAUGCCGAUGAUCAACAAGUGGAGUGUGUGUCCUCUGAAGAUUACGUGGAGAUAGGAGAUGAAGAUGAGCCGGUAAACAUGGACAGGAAAACUAAGGGGAAAAGUGUAAGGGAACGAUCAACUAGACGAGAACAAGCCUUCUUGAGCCAGAGAAACAGCUGCCAGCCACGUCUUAGACUUUGCAACAUCACUGUUCCAGCUGACCUGGAUUUAGGCAGAACUCCUGAACUUACCAACCGUGUGGUUUUUGCCCACACCACUGAAGCAUUUGAAGAGGACAUAGAAGAGCUGGACUGCCAUAUUGUGCCUUUCUUUGAGGACUCAGACACAGAAAGUGAUGAACACAUUUAUGAGGAGGCUGGCUUCGACUCAGAGGGGGAGAACUUUAUCUCUCUCGACAGGAAGAGCAUUGUGACGAGAUCUCGCUCGCUCUCUGGGAAAGUACCUGGAUAUGUUCCUGAGACUGUGCCUGAGGAAACUGGCACUGAAUACCAGACUCACGACUACUACACUUUGGCCUUGGACCAGAAUGGCGAUCCACAGCCCAAGUCUUCAGAUCAAACUGAGGCCAGUCAAAUUAAUUCCUCAUUGAAGCAAAGGCGUUUUCUUCCAUCUCCUCGAUCGCUUUCUGUUGAGGGUAGAGAUACACCAUUUUUAGUACACUUUGAGGGUGAGAAUUCUCCUAGAGAGGAAAGCAGAUUGCAAAGAAAGGAUAACACACUUUCGUUGCCUUGUGUCAUCACUUCUUCUGGAAGCUUUUCUCAAAGAAGCCACCAGUCCUCAAGUGGUGUGUCAACACCUACAUCUCUAGUUGAUAUCCCACCACCCUUUGAGUUAGCUUACAUAACUAAGAGGCCGGUCACCAAAAGCUCUCCAUCCAUUUUUGUCCAACAUGAAUGUCCUGACAACCCGAAAAAGAAGAAGACCUCAUUCAAACGUUUCUUUGCUCUGAAAUUUAGGAAAAAAGCGGAAAGCAAAGCCAGUGGAGAUGGCAGUGUUCGCUCCUCUAGGUCAUCAUCUGAGUCUAGCCAUCAUGGCCCCAUUCGGGUGCUGGACCUUGAUCGCCAUAGUACAAGUAGCUCCCCCCAGCUUCAGUCCCAUGUGACUAAGCCACAACGCAACUUGGAGUUACCUACCACCUUUCUGCUUUACAAAGAGAGGCAAAGGAGGCAAGGUGCACCCAAGAGUUACAGCAACAUGGGUAUAGCCAGAGUUGAGUCCUUUGAGGACCGCUCUCGGCCCCCCUUCAUGCCUCUACCCCUCACUAAGCCUCGCUCCAUCUCUUUCCCUAGUGCAGAUACAUCUGACUAUGAAAAUAUUCCUGCAAUGAGCUCAGACUAUGAGAAUAUUCAGAUACCGCAUGGGAGGCCCACUCGGGCAGUCACUAUUACUGAAUUCUUUGAUGAUCAGAAUCGAACAACAACACCUGCCAAUGAGAACGAUGGCUAUGUGGACAUGAACAGCUUUGCAGGAAUAGAAAACAAGACCACUACUCAAGAGCAAGACACUGAAAGUGCCUACACUGAGCCAUUCCCUGCGCCUGUCUCUGUAUCCAAUGAGGAAGACCAUGGACGCACCUCUGAGGAAGAGGAGGGUUGUGGAGACCUCUGCCAUGACAGACAGAUUGAUGGGCGAUCCAGAGCCUACUAUGUUGCCAAAGACCUGGUGGAUUCAGAAAGAGAACACGUGAAGGCUCUGAAGAUUCUUCAGGAGGACUUUAUGGCAGCAGUGGCUGCAGCAGUAGGUGAGAAUGAAGAGCCUGUGAUAGAAAAGGGGAAACUAAACGAGAUUCUUAGCACUCUUCCUCAGGCCUACCAUCUGCACACUGAGAUCCUCAAUGAGCUAGAAACCCGCAUUAAACAGUGGGAGGACAGCCCGACAGUGGUUGAUGUCAUAUUAACGCGGCAGGCAGAGUUUUCAGCCUUCGCAACCUACAUCUCAGACUAUGACCGCAGCAUAUCACUGCUGGAGGAGAGCUGUAGACAGAGUAAAGCUUUUGAGGAUUUGGUUAAACAGUUUGAGACACAGAAUGCAGAAGGUGUUCAUGUUCCUCUGAAACAUCAGUUGCUGCGGGUCAUCAUGCGUGUGCUCCAGUAUCGCAUGCUGCUCACAGAUUACUUAAACAACCUCUCCCCCGAUUCAAAAGAGUAUGAGGACACACAAGCCGCGCUGGUAAUCGUGUCAGAGGUUGCAGACCAGGUUAAUGACAAUCUAAAACACGGGGAGAACUUGCUUCGUUUGGUACACAUUGACUACAGCGUGAGAGGCAAAAGAGACCUUCUUCAACCAGGAAGGGUUUUUGUCAAGGAGGGCACUCUGAUGAAGGUCUCUCAUAAAAGCCGGCAGCCCAGACACCUCUUCCUGAUGAAUGACGUAAUGCUGUACACCUACCCACAGCAGGAUGGCAAAUACCGAUUGAAGAACACACUGACUCUAAGUGGGAUGAAGGUCAGUAAACCUGUCAUAGACAGUGUGCUCAACACACUCAGGAUAGAAGUCAAUGAUGUUACCAUCACCCUUUCAGCAAGUUCUUUAGGAGAGCGAGAAGAUUGGUUCCACACGCUGAGCCGGGCUAUAGCAGAUCACGCCGCAGGUCUUAACACCUUCAGCUGUUCUAGUGAGGCGAGAGAAAAAUUGUGGAUGUCUUUAGGAGAGGCUGCACCUGUGCUGGCUCCUGUAUCACACGUGAUGAUGUGCAUGAACUGCACUUCUGAUUUUAGCCUUACACUGCGACGGCAUCACUGCAAUGCAUGUGGAAAGGUAGUGUGUCGUUCCUGCUCACGGAACAGGUAUCCACUGAAGUAUCUGAAGGACAGGAUGGCUAAAGUGUGCGACCACUGCUAUGCCGAGCUCAGAAAGAGAAGUGGUAAUAUUCCUGGAACAUGUGGGAGCACUAGUCCUCGCACACACCAGGCCAGCAGGCCUCUCUCUGCUGUGUUCCAAAGUCUACAGCCCCCCAGCCUAUGGAGAAACAGAAAGAGCACCUCACCUCUCACACAGGUGUCUGUUGGUGUAGAAGGGUCCACUAUGAGCGGCAGUCUGCAGAGGCGCAAAAAAAGCAAAAGGAAGUGGAAGAGGCUGUGGUUCCUGCUCAAAGACAAGGUGCUCUACACCUUUAAAGCACGAGAGGAUAAGGUGGCAUCUGAAAGUCUUCCUCUGCAGGGUUUUACUGUAAAGCUGUCGGAUCAAUCAGAGGGAGAAGACACAGACAGUGUUUUCCAGCUUUACCAUAAAAAAACACUCUAUUACACCUUCAGAGCAGAUGACCAUCAUACUGCUCGCAGGUGGGUAAAUGCAAUGGAAGAGGCCACAGUGUUAUAGUAUCCACCUAUUUGCCCGGAUGACAACAUGACUCGGGCAAGGUUCUCAUCUCUUCUGCACAGUUACAGACAGCUUAACCCAUUAUGGGCUUAAACCUAUGACAUCACAGUUGCCUGUGCCUGAGAAACCAGCGGAACCACACCAUGGAUACCUUUGUUUUUAUCUUUAUAUUCUUUUUGGCUGCUGAAUUUAAGGAAUAAGACCUUAAAAUGUGCAUAGAGUCCAGGCAUGUCAUGUUUGGUGCUUUUUUCACUUGCGAGCUGUCCCAAGAGGAGUCCAUGUAUGCCUCACCUACUUGACUUUACAGACUAAUUGAAAAAGUGCCAAAUGUAAACACUUCAGUUGCAGAGUGAUGUUGCAGUCUGCUCAGGUGCUGUGAAUGAUUGUUCUAGGACUACUCAUCUGUGUGGACAAAUAAAAGAGAAUGUUCUUUUUUUUUUUACUGUAACUUACUACCUUUCUAUAUGCAGAUAACAUUCAGUGCAGUCAUUUUAUACACUGAUGCAGUGAAUUAUGUACAUUUAAAAUUAACUUAAGUACAAGACAUUUGUUAUAGUUUGGAUGAAUAUGAUAAGCCUACACAGGUUUGUUAUAGACAGUGUAUUGUUGAUUUCAUUUAACAGCAAAAUAUUUAACAUGGCAUCCUACCACCUCAGAUAUCAAGAGUCCAUGUUUAAUAUGCAAUGGCACAGUAUGAUAUAUUUACAUGUUCAAUAUGGAUUUGAUACAGAAUUGUAGAGCCCAACUGAGGCAAGCUGUACAUUUCACUCAAAAUAGUCAAACAAUUCACAGUGUAAUAUAUUUAAUUUGUGGCUAUUUUAAGUCAUCCUUGUUAUCAGAUCUUAGUUAUUUUCCAGUGGUGCUCCAGCUGACACUGUACCCUUUCAAAAAUACCAUGGCAACCAAAACUGUGGUUACUUUGUGGCAAUUAGCCACUACUGUCAAAAAUAAAUAACUAAAAAUGAUAAUGAUUCUAAAACCUUCUUACACCUUUUUUAGGCUAUCCCAUGCGUUUUUUGCGAUUUUACAAUAAGUAGUACUAUUUUGGCUAUGGUUACCAUGGUAAUAUUUGUGAGGAUAGUUGUAUUUUUGUGCCUAGAGAUGUACUAGCAUCACUUCAUCUUAGCGCUUGCAUUUGUAGGCCACAUUCGUUAAAACCUCGAUGCAAAUCAGUAUGCAAAUGUUUUGAACAUCGUUGGUUUAACGUUUCAUUAAAAAUGAGAAGGCCUUUUCAAAAUGGCCUUUUAGCUAUUUUGAACCUCAGAUAGUAAUGCAGAACAUCGUGCUACUUUUCGACUGAACUGAUACCAGUUAUUUAAAUUAUGAAAGAGAUGCUGUGGACCUGGAAACAAGCUUAGAUGGGGAAGCCUUUAGCAGGGGAUCUUAAAGCAGCGGUAUCUACAUGAAUGCCAGUAAAAACUAACCAAACUGAGUACUUAAUGUUGCAGUGUUAUGUACUGAAUUUGAUUAGCUUGAGAGAUUAUAACUGCAUUGUAAAAUGUAUUGUGUUUUAAACAGGGCCGUUUCUAGCUAGAAGCUGUAUAAGCAGUCAUUUAGGGCCCCAGAGCCACCAUGGGGUGCUGCAAAGCAAGGUUGAGACCAUUCAUGGGUGGGGGGUCCCUCCAAGUAGGUUUUUCGUUUAGGGCUCCCAUAUGCUCUGAAAUGAUCCUGGUUGUAUAUAUUCAUCACACUGGAAAGAACGACGAGAUACAGUAUCAGUAUGACAAGCAAUAGUGUUUGUCAAUGGCUUGUAGGGUCUAUGUUCAAAUGAGCAUUUUUCUGUUAAUUUCCCUAAAGUAGAUUGUCUUUAAAUGGCUAUUACCAGAGAUUCUUCUUUUUAUAUCAUGAUGUUUCUUUAAAAUGUCUUUGACUGUUUUAUUUUUAAACAGUUUUCUGUAAAACUCACGUUUCAUGUCAAGUGCCAGUAUUCAUAUUCACUCAUUUGUAUUUGAUACUCAAAAGUACAGCCCCUUGGCUUAGAGAGGAUGUUUGUAUUUGUGGACUUUCAUCCCUUUUACUUGCAUUAUGGAAAUUAUAUAAAGCCCUGAAUACAGAAGAAAGAAAAACAUAUAAAUGUACAUAAUUAAAGGGAGGAAAAUGCAUCUUAA